AUGUCGUCUCAAAAGGACAAUGCCUCGCAGCCCAACCAGGCCAGUCAGCCCAAGAUAUCCACUCCGCCUGAGCAGGCAACUCAGCCCGAGCGCCCACCCGGACCCCCGUCCGAUGAUACCGUUCUCGUCUGGCACCAGGUCAAGGUCUACCACGCCUUACCAAGGCCUACCAUGGACGGUGUGUAUGCCGAGUUCCGAGAGAUAUUCGAUGGGUGGACCAAGGAGCGGUUCCAGAAUGUCCACCCUGACGCCCGUAGGGCAUUGAAGUACGCCCUUCGCACGGGGGGAGUCUACACGGGACCUGUGCGCAAACAUACAGCAGAAGCCUUGGCAGAUAUCGCCCAGCUGCCAUGUGUCGAGAAUGGGAUGUGGCCACCCGCACCUCCCUGGGACCGCCAAGAGUUCCUCCAAGCGAGCUUUACCCCAGGGGGAGAAGCAGGACUUUUGCAGUGGAAAGAGUUGGACAUUUUGAGGCGGCUAGAUCUGCCGCCCCAACUGCCACCUCCUUCGACACCUGCUCCUCAGGGACAAAUUCCAGCUCAGCACGUUCCUCAGCCAGUGCCAUUUCAGGCCCUCCUCAAGGACCCACAGCCUGGUCCGGCCACGGUUUGGGGACCUACUCAGCAACCUCCCUGGCCCCCUAUCCAAGGAGCUCCGGUUCCAGGGCAAAUUCGUCAAGCGCAGAAUCUAGCUCUGUUACAGGGGCAAGCUGGACAGGGCCAGCUGCAGCCAGGUCCUCAGCUGCAAACCGACUCGCCACAAUUCAACUCCGGGUCCACACAGCCGCCACAGCCAAACCCUCGACAGGCCCCUAGGAAUGGAAACCGCGGUUAUCGAUCAGAACCAUACCCAUCGUCGUUCAACUCGUACUCCAAUCCCACAUUCAGGGCAGCACUGCGGGGAGCUGCCGCGGUUUCACGCUCCCAUACCCCACUGAUCUCUACGCCGCUAGUGUCCGGUCAAACAGUUGACGAGGAUGACGGCAACAUUGGUGACAGCGACAAGAAGCAGGAUUGA
Diaporthe batatas is the source of this 1017-nucleotide messenger RNA. RefSeq lists its product as uncharacterized. The coding region runs from base 1 to 1017 and encodes 338 amino acids. The transcript has 2 exons. NCBI's taxonomy places the organism in Eukaryota, Fungi, Ascomycota, Sordariomycetes, Diaporthales, Diaporthaceae. The record is from RefSeq and is a predicted model, not a curated record.